AUGGCGGACACGCUCUAUCAAUCAAUAACCCCGGUCGGUAACACAGAAAUCAGCUGUUUUUGUCACAAACAUGUCAUAAAAAAUUUUUUAGAUAAAUUCAAAUUUCUCCCAAUUGAAUAAGUUUAGGGCACAAUGGACGUCACAUUAUUGGUAGCCUUAGGGUCAGUAAUCCUACUAUUGAUCAUAAGCGUGGCGUUAUUCUUCAAAAAGUCGGACAAACCUAAGGCAGAUGACCGGCCGCGGCCUGGCCCCAACCGUGCCCGCGAAGGCGUCCCCAGGAGAGCCCAGCUGGCCCGCAACCGUGGGGCAAGACUCCGCGCAAAUGCAGCCCCGCAGGAACAGCCCCCGUCCGAUGACGAACUCAACCAAAACGAGGGCCAACGCGAGAUAGAAGUCCCAGACGGGGCCAAAAUCGGGGCUAAAAAGAAGGCGAAGCUCGAAGCCAAAGCCGAGAAAAAAGCGCAACGGGAGGCCGAAGAGCAAAGUCGCGCCGAACGCAAGAAGAAAGAACAGUUAGCCGAUGAAGAAAGGAAGAAAGCUGAGGCGAAGCGCGAAGCUGAGGAGAAACGGCGGGAGGAAGAAGAGCGUAAAGCGAAGGAAGAGAAGGAGAGACGCGAGCAUGAAGAGUACUUGAAGAUGAAGGAGGCCUUCUCGGUUGAGGAGGAGGGUUUUGAGGAAGGGGAGGAAGGCAACGAAAUGAAUCUAUUGCAAGAGUUUGUCGCUUACAUUAAAAACAACAAAGUCGUGGUGAUUGAGGAUUUGGCCGCGCAUUUUAAACUGAAGACGCAGGCGGCCAUUGACAGGAUCAGGGACUUGCAAAAGGAUGAUAUCCUGACGGGGGUUAUAGACGACCGGGGGAAAUUUAUUUACGUGUCUCAGGAGGAGAUGGAGGCUGUGGCCAAGUUUAUAAGGCAAAGGGGGCGAGUCUCGAUUGUGGAACUCGCCGAAAGUAGCAAUAAAUUGAUUAAUUUGGCCCCCGUAGGGGCUAGUGCCACCUAAAUGUUGUAUAUUUGUAAAAAAAAAUGCGAAAUGCGUCUUAAUAAAUUUAUUUCCAUAA
Tribolium castaneum (red flour beetle) is the source of this 1057-nucleotide messenger RNA. It is a transcript of the gene Ddrgk1, whose product is annotated as DDRGK domain containing 1. The coding region runs from base 133 to 999 and encodes 288 amino acids. The record is from RefSeq and is a predicted model, not a curated record. The transcript is spliced from 3 exons. NCBI's taxonomy places the organism in Eukaryota, Metazoa, Arthropoda, Insecta, Coleoptera, Tenebrionidae.